Messenger RNA from Dendroctonus ponderosae (mountain pine beetle), 3752 nucleotides. RefSeq names its product cilia- and flagella-associated protein 57 (gene tous). Gene Ontology annotation, molecular function: protein binding. The record is from RefSeq and is a predicted model, not a curated record. NCBI's taxonomy places the organism in Eukaryota, Metazoa, Arthropoda, Insecta, Coleoptera, Curculionidae.
AAAGUUCGAGGUGAAAGUGUUGAGAAUGUCGACAAGUUUGCCGUUUCUUCAGCCGCGUCUCAUAACAGGAUUGGAGACCAACAUCAAAGGAAAUUUGCAUUUUCUUUCUGACGAUGAGGUGGUUUACCCCGUAGGAUCGGUAGUGGUGGUUCAUAACUAUCACAUAAGAAAACAAAAAUUUAUCAAGUUGAGCGAUAAAGGAAAAAAUUUGACUCAUCUCGCAGUAAGUCCCGACAAGAAACUAAUUGCUGUUGUCGAAACCACCGACAAAUAUCCUAUAGUGACUCUAUGGUGCUCAGAAACUUACAAAAAAAAGCGAACCUUAACAUUACCCACUGAUAAGGACAUUAUAGCCACUCGCUAUGUAGCAGUGGAUUUCACUUUUAAUUCCAAAAAUAUUAUAGUGGUAACUGGAGAACCGGACUGGAGCCUCUACUCUUUUAAAUGCGAUAAAGGGAGACUAGAAAGUUUUUCGAGGGCUAAUAACGCGAACUGCACCGGUACAGUAGUACAGGUAGCAUGUAAUCCAAACGAUGCAAACCAAUUGGCUGUCAUUGGAGAAUCAGUCUUGCGCUGUUUAGGAUGUUCAGACUACACAUGGAGGCAAUUUGGCUAUAAUAAAUUCGAUGUAGUCAGCUAUACUAGCUGUUGCUGGCUGUCUCAAGAUAGGUUAAUGGUCGGCAGUAAUAAAGGAAAAAUUAUCAUUUUGGAAACAGGAGAAGUGCGAGCCGUUUUUCAUGCGAUGGAUUUGCCCAUAAUUAAUAUGAAUCUGAAAGAAGAGUUAGAUCAAGGCUCACAAACCAGCAUGAAAUCCUCAUCACUCGACAGCGUAAACUUUGUGGAAGACGAGAAUGAGAAUUAUGAAAUUCGCUCUAUACAUAAUUUUCCACGCGGUUUGGCGUUUGGAUUUAUGAAUGGGAGAAUUCAUCUGUAUGAACGAGAAACACCACAUAAGUUUAGAAAGCGAGCUCUUUUCCGAAUUCCAGAUAAAACUAUUUAUAGAGAAUACGAUGAUGGUCCUAAAGAAAUCAAAACUGCAAUAAAUUCAAUAAAAGUGAAUUCUGCACAGGACCGUUUGAUAGCAACAUGUAAUGAGACACAAAUUUAUCAAGCCCGGUUAUGGAUUCAGCAAGACGGAUCCGGAGGAGGAAAUGAAUCAAUCAUGAAUGAAUACGGCUAUCCUUUGCACUUGGGACCUAUUGGAAGCAUGUCGAUAUGCAAGUGGAAACCGAUUUGCAUGACUUCUGGAGCGAAGGACCGCUCUUUAAAAAUAUGGAAUUACGAAACUUGCGAUAUAGAGCUGGUACAAAAUUUUGAAGACGACAUUCACUCGGUGGCUCUGCACCCUACAGGUCUUUACUGCGUAAUUGGUUUCUCAGAUAAAUUGCGUUACAUGACUAUAAUGAUCGAUGACAUUAUAACUACUAAGGAAUUCAGCAUACGAGGAUGCAAGCUCUCAUGCUUUAGUCGUAUGGGACACUUCUUUGCUAGUACCAAUGGCAAUAUUAUUCAAGUUUAUUCAAGCGUCAGUUUCGAGUUAAUGUAUGUUCUUAAAGGGCAUAAUGGAAAGAUACGUUGUAUGUCAUGGAGUAAAGACGAUCGUCUUUUGGCAUCUUGCGGUUCCGAAGGAGCAGUUUAUGUUUGGGAUGUUUGCGAGGCUGCCAGAUUAUCGGAAACUAUAAUUAAGUCGAAUCCAUUUACUGGUGUAGCCAUCACGCAAUGUGGCAAAGAAACAUAUGCAGUUGGUGAAGAUGGACAUGUCAGAGAGUUAGUAAACUCGAAUGUGCAUAGAGAUGUAGUCUUGGUUCCACCUCAAGCGGGAUUGGAUGUAAUUGUUCUAUCGCAGUUAGAUACUAUGUUGUUUAUAACUGGGAAUCAAGGAACAGUAUACAGUGUAAAAAUACCUUUACUAGAAAAAGCUGAAUAUAAUGAAUUUUCCAUGCAUAAGCGAAAAAUUGCGGGGAUGUAUUUAUCUUAUGACGACCGUUGCCUUAUUACUGGCGCUAUAGACGGCAGCCUAUGUUUCUGGAAAUUGGGAAAUAUUGAGGAAAAGGCGAUUAAACUAGACAAAGAAAUUUCGUCAUCAAACGAAAUUUUAAUAUCUAGAGAAAUUCUUGAAGACAAGAUGGAUCAAAUUAAGAAUUUAUCAUUAAGAUUGAAAGAGUUGGAAACAGAACAUUCGUAUCAAAUGAGACAGAAUGAUGCUGUACAUUCACUUAAAAUGAAAGACAUUCACUCAGAAUAUUGUCACGCAAUUGAAGAAUUGAAGAUUAAAAAUGAGCAAAUGGAGUCGGAUCAUAUUCAAGAACUGAAUAAUAUAAACAGUCAAAUUGCAAAAACGAAAGUCGAUCACGAACUAUAUAUUCAAAAACUAGAAGCCAGUUAUAAUGAAAAGUUGAUUGUUGAAUACAAAAAAUAUAUGAGAUUUGAAGAAAAAAUGAAUCGAAUGCUCAAAGAACAAGAGCAACAAUUUGAAGAGUUGAAAAAGUCGAAAACUGAAUCCGAAGAAUGUAUCACAAACAACUAUCUGGAAAUAGUAAAGGAUAAAGAAAACGCCGUCGAAGAGUUGAAAGAGAAAGUGGUGAAACUCGUCAAAGAACACGAAAUGAUCAAGCAGCAAAUCGAAGAUGACUGUGACAGGGAAGUAUACGAAUUGAAAGCGUCUCACGAAAAAGACAUCAAAGAGGAGCAGGAUUUAAAUGUUAGAUUGAGGGGAGAAGCCGCAGUAGUCAAAAAGAAGCUAUUAGCAACCCAAAAGGAAUCUGACGAUUUUAAGCACCAGGUCUACGUACUCGAAAAUGAACAUAUUAAAUUCAAGUCUAUUAUAAAUAGUUUGGAAAAAGAUAUUAUUGACAUAAAAAAAGAAAUGACGGAAAGAGACAGUACAAUUGAAGAAAAAGAAAAACGAAUAUUCCAACUUAAAAGCAAAAAUCAAGAACUGGAAAAGUUCAAAUUUAUAUUGGAUUUUAAGAACAAACAACUCAAAUUAACGAGAUGGUGCGAGAGUUGGAAAACUUGCAAAAGGUAAUAUUAAAUUUAGACACCCAAUUAGCAGAAGGGCGGGCCAAAUUGGCUGCUUCUGUUAAUGAAGUUCGAAAAGAGGUCGAACGAAACAGAAUAAUGAAAAAAGCCCUCCAAGCUCUCAGAAUGGACAUACACCAUGCCAGUGGAUUUAUUCAAAAUGUGCCAAUGCUGCAAAAAGUAGUCCGAGAAAUGUACCACAAGUACAACGCUGACAAAGAUUUUGAGGUAAGUCAAGCGGAAGACACCGAAGCCAAAAGUGAAUUUCUGCGACAAAGAGACUUUCUGGAACGUACAGUUGCAACAUUGCAUGCUCAGGCUACUAAAAACACUAGCACGCUUAGCUUCGAUAAAUUGCGACUUGUGGAUGAAAAUGCAACAUUGCUGGUGGAGACUAAUCAGCUGCGGAAGAACUUGCAAAGUGAAAUAAAUCAGAAUAAGAAGCUGAAUUCUAUUAUUGGAAUGUCUUAUAUAUCACCCAAGGCUGCUCAGAAAAAAGUAAACCUGGCUGUAUCGACAAAUGAGGAGAUACACACUAAGUAUAAGGAAACCAUCAAGGAAAACAGAAAGGCUAUUGAAGCGCUGGUUGACGAAAACGAUAGAUUGUUAAAUAAAAUUGCAGAGGCUGCUGAAUUGGAAUGUGAUGCAAUGGAACCAACAGAAACAAAAAUAUCAGAAAACCAAAAUGAGAAUUGCUGAAAAUUUGCGGUUUGUCAAUGGCAUUUAUUAGA